Messenger RNA from Rhopilema esculentum, 4657 nucleotides. Its product is annotated as dnaJ homolog subfamily B member 14. Gene Ontology annotation, biological process: cellular response to misfolded protein. NCBI's taxonomy places the organism in Eukaryota, Metazoa, Cnidaria, Scyphozoa, Rhizostomeae, Rhizostomatidae. Gene Ontology annotation, molecular function: Hsp70 protein binding. The record is from RefSeq and is a predicted model, not a curated record. Gene Ontology annotation, cellular component: endoplasmic reticulum membrane.
GGAGCAUCUGGAUUGUUCCUAGGAUGAGUCGGUAGGUGAAAUAAUAAAGAUGGAGAGCAAUCGUGAUGAAGCUGAGAAAUGCCUAGAAAUUGCAAAGAGAUGUCUGCGUUCGGGGCAUAGAGAUAAAGCCAAACGAUUUCUUGAAAAGGCUUUGCGCCUUUUCCCAUUAAAAGAUGCCAGUGGUUUAUUAGAAGCUCUAGAAAAGAAUGGAAGUUCACCUGCUGGUAGUGGAGAAGAAAAUGAGAGGCACUCAAGGAAAAGAACAAAAUCUGAAGGAAAAUCAUCAGCUGGACCUGAAGAUGAUGAUUAUACUAAAGAACAAGCUGAUGCAGUUAGCAGGAUACGAAAAUGCAAAGAUUUUUAUGAAAUCUUAAAUGUGUCCAAAAAUGCAGAUGAAGCAGAGCUGAAAAAGAGCUACAGGAAACUUGCAUUGCAGUUUCAUCCUGACAAAAACAAGGCUCCAGGUGCAACUGAAGCAUUCAAACGAAUUGGAACUGCAUUUGCAGUGCUGAGUGACCCAGAUAAGAAGAGGCGAUAUGAAGAGUAUGGAGAAACCCUUGGGCCUGCUCAGAGGCACACUAGACAUUACAGUGACGUUGAAAGGGAGUUUGAAGAUAUUUCACCCGAAGAUAUUUUCAACAUGUUCUUUGGCGGUGGAUUUCCUACAGGUCGUGUUUACGUUCACCGGAGAAACCGAAACAAUCAGCACCAUCACGCUCAUUUUCAUAGUCGAGAAGAGCAGAAUGUUCCUGCCUAUUAUCCGAUUAUGCAGUUGCUUCCGAUUUUCAUCCUAGUCGCGUUCUCUCUGUUUAGUAGUCUAUUAGUUCAAGACCCUCCCUACAGUUUUCAUCAGAAUGGAAAUUACAUUCACCCAAAAGUGACAAACAGAUAUCGAAUACAAUAUUUUGUACAGAAAACGUUUUCGAAUUCCUACUACGGUGAUAGCUUAGAACAGUUGGAAAGACGCAUAGAAAGAGAUUAUAUUGAAAAAGUUCAAAUAAAUUGUUUCAAAGAACGCCAGUAUAAACAAGAGAUGCUGUAUCAAGCGAGGGUUUGGGGCAACCAUGAAAUGCUGCGAAAGGCGGAGAAUUUGGAAAUGCGUUCUUGCAAGCAAUUGGAGGACCUUGUCGCACAAUAAUUUGUCGAAGACGGAGAGAGAACAAGGCUGGAAGGCCCUUUUCAUUGCAGCUGGUUAAUUAUAGCUGCGGUGAUUCUGCGCCGUGUGAACAUAUUUGUGAAGCACUGCAGAGUCAUAUGAAAUGAUAACGUCUCGUCCCAAUAAAUCUACGAAUCGGUUCGCCCUUUCGCGUGUUUGGUAACCAACUUUGGUACUCUCCAUAUUGCUUAUUUUCGUACGAUGUUUUGUGUACAUUUAACAACAAAUUUGAAGAAUUUUUAAAGGUUCGGUUGACCGUGUAUAGCAAUGAGACAGGCAGAAAAUUCUUAAGUAUUUCCAGCUGAACGAUAAAGCUGUCUAUGCUAUGGGUCGCAUUUUCAAUGAAGGUUAUUAUUGUAUAAAAACUCAAUCUUGAAUUCUAAAGAUCUUUAUAACAUGAAUAUUGCAAUAUGACUGAGCGAGAAGUCAACAAUGAGGAAAAAAUAUCUUGCCGAUCAACUAUUGUCAAUACAUGCAAAAACAGAGCAUUAUUUAGACUCCCGUCCCCAAUUUAGCUAGUAUUAUUUAGAAUUCUAGGGAGUUUAUAAUGACAUGCUUUUAAGUUGAAUUAUUGCGCGAAGAAUCUUGAGUUUCGUCUUUGGUUUAAAGCCUUGGUUUCUUUUGUCACUUUUUUCCUAGGUCACGUCAGCUCCACCCGCUCGGAAUUCUUCUCCACAUACCCUACCCCCAAAACGAUGUACGCCUUCUCGAUAUGCCCCCUCCUUGUUCACUGAUCCUCAAAAUGCCUGACCAAAGAGUAUUAAAAUAUCGUCAAAAUUGUCAAAAUACUGCAGAUCAUGAAAGAGAUCAUCCUGGCCGUGAUAUGCUCGUAUUUCAAUUUUCAAAGCCGUAUAUGUUUUCGUAAACCUUGCAUCCAUUUGCUUUGUUUACUAGGGCACAUCACGUGCUUUUAAAGCCGCGACAUCUGCAACUGAAAAUUUUUACAAUCGAGACCUGUUCUGAUGUGAUUGUUGUGAUAGAAAAAUUUACUGUACCAGAGCAUCCAAUUUGAGAUCUUUUUUGAGAUUGCUGCGAAACAACAAAAUCUAAAUCGAUGCGUUAAGCAAUAUUGUCAAUUAUGUAAAAAGGACAGGAACCUUCCUUCUCACUCAUCUUCAAUGAAAUUAUAAACGUUUUAGAAAUUAAUUUACUUAAAUUUUGUUUAAUAAGUGAAAAUUUCAAUGUUCAAUUGUAGUGUUGUAAUGCUCAAUAAAGGUUGCCUUUGUUGUAAAGUCUAUUUUGUUGCUCUGAUAAACCGGAAGUAAACACAUACUACUGGACCCCUCGCGUAACAAGUGAUGUUUAGAACUAAUAUGUCCAUUUAAAUUUCUACAAAAAAAAGAUAUUUUUUUCGGACUCAUUGCAAUAGUUUCAACCAAUACUUAUUGAUAGAUUAAACUCAGAUCGGUACUUCAGGUACAGGGUAAGAAUGAGAACGAUUUAUUGUUUAGGCUCAAAUUCUAAUUCCAAUAGAGGAUUAUCCAACUUCAAUAAUCGUAACGUUAAUUUUAGUUUCCAACUUCAAUCCGUUCUUAUUCAAUGCCUAAUCUAAUCUCAUUCAAUCCACUCUCUAUGGCAUAUUUCAACGUGUAUUUUAAGUGACAAGAACCACUGUUGAGGCGUACACCCUACCAUGCAAUUCUUACAUUGCUUAACAUAGCUUUAUACUUUACUUAACUGUUUUUAUCACCCCUAUCAUGGGAAUUGCUUGAAACUGAUACUUCUACAUUGACGUUUGUAUAUUGGCCAAUCAGGGCGUGACCUGAAAGUCCGAUUCUCAAUUGGGCUGGCACACAAGAAGUGUACCUAACAAUCUGUCAUAAAGUUCAUUUACAGCUAAUACACCAAUUCGACUUACGGCCUCAUUUUGAAAAAUUCUCCAAAUUCUUUUAUACAAAAUUUUUGACCUCAGAUUCUGAUUGAGAGCAAUGAUUUUAAUCUACUUUGAAGUUUUCAUUCUGGUAUUGCUGACGAUAUUGAUUUUAUAACGACAUAAAAUUUUAUAAGGAAUUAGACCGUGAUUGGCAACUAGGGGGGUAAAGUUUCCCCUCGAAACGAUUUUUGCGGUCAAAUCCCUUACAAGUUUUCAAACUUGAUUUCUCCGUAAAAUCUAAAAUAUAAGCUCAAACAAUGUGAAAAAUUGUAUUCGGCCUAAAAUCAUGGCAAUAAAAUCACAUCUGAGCUUAAAAAAGUCGUAUAAUUAAGUUUGGAGAAAUUUCCAAAACGAGGUCGUAAGUCUAAUUGGUGUAUUUAAGACUAAAGCUAGCUGAACUUGCCUCUCGGCUAUUCUAAUUCCAAUCUGGAAUUUGAUUGUCACGGAUUUAAAAAGGGUAUUUUUUAAGUCACAGAUAGUAGACAUAAUCUAAUUGACAUGAAUAGAUUAACAUUUACUGAUUGCAGAAGCCAUUAAUAUGUAAAAUUCAAACUAGAUAUUCUUGGUAAGGAUUAUUUAUGUGUUUGCCUUGGAGUAGAACAUUAGGCAUUGUCUUUGUUGUUUAGUAAGUCUAAUUGUAAAUAAUUAAUUCCCGUGAGAUCAAAGACAACUUGCAUUAGCACAGGAUAUUAACACAAGAAUUAUCUGUUUGAGAAAAUUUUAGCCAUUACCAGACUGGCAAUCUUAAAAUAAGCCAUAAAUAGUGGGUGACGAGCGGAUCCGCGUUUGCCUGUCUUCUGUCUUUAGCGCUAUAACUUUUAGGCCCGGUGGGUAGUUUUUCCAUUACAGUCCCUGCCGAUAUAUUCUAUGAAGAAGCAAUCAUUAAUUAUUGAUUAGAAACAGGGGGAGGUAAGGUUUAUACAUAUUUAUGGAGACGGUGGUCGACACUGAUUUUGUUUUGACGUCAUAAGGACUGGGCCGAGGGCUGGAUUUGAAUUAAGCGCGGGAAAAUUCAUUCUAUCAAAAUUUGGAAAAAUGGCUGCAGGUGUGUUACUUUUUUAUUUUUAGCUAACACAGACGAAAAAAAUAGAAAGCAAAGCCAUGUAAAUAAAAUGGAAGUAGCUGAGAUAGUCUCGUUUACUUUGUUCUUUGAUAAAGGGUAAUUGUGUCGUUUGAAUAACUGUUAUUAAAUUGCGCAUGUUGUGUAAACUAGGCCGAAGGAAAAAUAAGUCAGAAUGCAGUUGAACUAGAUAUCUAGAUCCAAGUAAAAUAAUUUGCCAUGAGACAAAAAGUCGCUUAUUAUUCUAGAAUUCUGCUGUUCCAAAGGUGACUGUUUGAAUGGUUUGUUGUCAAAUUCCUGAAAUUAUAUUCAAUAUAAAUAAUAUAUAGACCGUUUUUCUUUGCUUAAGUUUGUUUCAGGCUCUUAGUUUUAAUUUCCAUAUUUCUACACAUAUCAAACUUAAUUGCUUUUGUAUUCCUGAUACAGGUCUCUUCAUUUUACUUCAGUGUCUUUUUUGCUUUGGUUUUUAAUGUAAUUUGAAAUUUUAGCCAAAUUCAGCUGAUCAAUUUGCAAAUUCAUUAUAACUAAGUAUUGUGCCUCUCAUUAAAACUUGAUCAUAUUUUUCAGU